UGUAUUUGUUGUCUUUUAUGCAAAGUGAAGUACAUUGCAUUCAAGGUAUACAUUUGAAUUCAUUUUCUUUUUUGACUGAGAAUUGCUGCCUACCACUUUUUUUUUUUUAGAAUAUUGAACUUUAUAUUUAGAAAUUAAACAGUGAGCAAUUAUUUGGCAUUUCCCCUGAUCUCUAUUAUAGAUCAUUGAGAAUUUUGUACUUUGAACCAAUGCCUGUGAGUCUGGUCUGGUCACAUGUUCGUGACAUCACUACAUUCUGACACGACGAAUCGUUCAAAGACGUUACUAGGGUGGAGUUUAUGAAUGAGUCUAAAGUUUACUUUCUGUUUUAGAUCUUUUUAAAGGGAGGUUUUGUUGUUUUUUUAUUAUGCUGUCAGGUUUCUCACACUGGGCAUGAUGGAGGAGAGCUUCCCUUUUCAUUACUCUUUAUUGGAAUACCUGUUUACUUUGGUAGGAUUGUUAAUGUUCCUGCUGGAUAUAGUGCUGGACAUUUGGACUGUUGUGUCAUUCUAUCAGGAUGGGGCCUAUGUGGUUAUGGCAGUGAUGAUCUUUCUGCUGCUGGGCUCUUCAGUGUUGUUACAGGUGUUCAGCUGGCUCUGGUACUCUGAUUCAAUGAACAAGAUUGAGACUAAGGUGGAGAAAUUUACAGACCGGCAUUCAUUGAUCAAACCAUUCCACUUCAUGCAGCUCGGCGUCUACCUCAGGUAUGCUGGAGUGAUAGAGAUUUCCACAACAUAUUUUCUUCAGCACACUAAUAGUUUCACAGAGGGUGUGGCUGUGUACCUGAACCAUGAUCUUCAGAUGCUUCGUCUAUUUGAGACAUUCUCUGAAAGUGCCCCACAACUCAUACUUAUGAUGACUAGAAUCCUACAGAGAGGAGAGCUGGAGCUUAUUACAGGUUUUAAAAUUCUCACAUCAGCUGCUGCAAUUUCCUGUAGCGUUGCUAUGUACCACCGCAGCAUGCGUGCCUUUCUUCCUGCAAAACGCAAGAUGAGUUGGAUCUCCACUGGUGUCUACUUCAUGUGGAACUUGUUGCUGAUCAUUCCCCGUGUAACUGCUCUGGCACUCUUCUGCAGUGUAUUGCCAUGCUACAUCAUAGCUCACUUCCUGUCCCUGUGGAUGCUGCUGGUUUUAGCGGCCUGGAGCCAGAAAACAAAUUACAUGGAACAUUCUGGUUGGGAAUGGCUCUACAGAGCUUCCAUUGGACUCAUUUGGUACUUCAGCUGGUUUAAUGUAUCAACAGGAAGCAUAAAAUUGAAGUCAAUUCUCUAUUAUAGUUUCAUGGCUUUGGACACAAUGAUGCUCCUGGGCUUCUGGUGGUGGAAGGUGUUUGAGUAUGCAGGCUGCUGGAGCUCCUUAAAUCCUCUUAUUGUGAUCCCGACACUACUUGGUUUGUACGUCAUCGGAAUAAUAGUGAAAAUUAUAUACUAUAGAUUGUUUCAUCCCAACUGUGAUGAAAAGAAAAUCGCUGAACCCAUUGAAGAAGAGCAGCUCAGACAAGCAGCAGCAUGUUAUGACAUGACAGACUCGGUACAGACUUCACUUCACAUUUCAGCUGCAGCUCCUGCUCAACCUUUCGCUAGAGUUCCCAACAGACAUAGAAAAAUGGCUGCUAACUUCUACUCUUAGUUCUUGGUUCUACUUUUUAAAACCACCCCCACCCCAAUUUCAUCAUAAUUUAUUGCAGUUAAUGUUUAUUUAUAAAAAUGUAUUUAUAAUGUAUUUUUCUACAAAGAAUACCUUGAUUUUGUACAAAAAUGUUUUGAUAUUGUAGCAUUUUCUGUUGUGUAAAUAAUUAAUAAUAUACAUUUCCUUUGUUUGACUGA
This is a messenger RNA of Cyprinus carpio (common carp), 1826 nucleotides long. RefSeq names its product XK-related protein 8-like. The record is from RefSeq and is a predicted model, not a curated record. Gene Ontology annotation, cellular component: plasma membrane. Gene Ontology annotation, biological process: apoptotic process involved in development; engulfment of apoptotic cell; phosphatidylserine exposure on apoptotic cell surface. Lineage: Eukaryota; Metazoa; Chordata; Actinopteri; Cypriniformes; Cyprinidae.